UUUGAUCCAUUUUUAAUCCCCUUUCGCUUGACUUUUCAACUCUUGCAUCUUCCACUGGCAUUGACUUGGCGAGUCUUGCAUCUUCCCCUGGCAUUCACUUCUGAUCAAUUUUUUAUCUGAUAUUCUAAGAUCCAACUUCGGGAGGUGAUUCAAAUGGAGCGAGAGAUCUCUUGCCGUAGCAUCGACAGUGAGCGAGAGAGGGAGGCGACGGCCCCCAGCUCGUCUGUGAGAAAGCUGGGGUUGGUCUCUUCACCGCCUUCUCCGUCCCCGCUGUCGCUGCCCUCUCCGUCGCCGCGGCCGCCUCCUCCAUCCCUGCCUCCGCCUCCGCCUCCGCCCUCGCUGCCUCCGUCAUCAUCGCGGUCGCCGUCAUCCAUCUCUACCUCAUCAAGAAACAAUUACGAAGUGUUCUUGAGUUUUAGAUGUCCCGAUACUCCCAAGGGAUUUGCAGAUUGCCUCUACACCAGCCUGAUUAAUGCAAGGAUCAUUGUCUUUAGAGACGAUAAUGAACUUCAUCCUGGAGAUAAUAUCCCUGAUGCAUUGGUUCAAUCCAUAAAGCAAUCCAAGAUAUCAAUACCUAUUAUUGAUUAUGCAUCCAGUAAGAGUUGUCUCAUGGAAUUGGCAAAAAUGGUGGAAUGCAACGAAGUAGACGGUCAAUUGAUCGUGCCCAUUUUCUAUGAUAUUGACCCCGCUGAUUUAAAACACCAACGUGGAUGUGUUGGGGAGUCCUUCAGUAAGCACGAGAGCCGUGGAAUUAACCGCGAGGUCAUUAAAAAAUGGAAGGAGGCUCUCGAAAAGAUUACUGUGACGAAGGGUCAUGAUCUGCGGAAUACAGAAAUUGGUCAUGGUGCACUCAUAGAGAGAGUUGUUUCGGAUAUUCUAGAGUGGUUGAAGAAGAAUGAUUUAGAUGUGACUGACAGUUUAGUGGACAUGGAACCCCGCGUACGGGAGGUUAUGAAAAAGCUUGGUGUCAUCUAUGUCAAUGAGCAGGCAACUGGAGUAUAUGACAAAGAUGUACGUGUACUUGGGAUACAUGGCACGCCGGGGAUUGGCAAGACUACCCUUGCAAAGGCUGUGUACAACAAAAUCCAUCGUCUCUUUCAACGUUGUAGUUUUCUUUCAAUUAUUGGAGAAAAUGCUGCAUCCAAUGGACUCAUCAUGGGCCUCCAAGAACAGUUAAUCUCAGACCUCCGAAGGAAAGAACGUAGAAGGCUAGGAACUCUUGACGAAGGGACUAACGUCAUAAAAACUUCAUUUAGGGAAAUGAAAGUUCUCAUUCUCCUUGAUGGUGUGUAUAGUUCUGACCAAAUCAAGCAUUUAGUUAGGGAAUUCAAAUGGUUCGGACCAGGAAGCAGGAUUCUCAUGACAGUUAGAGAAAUUGACGUUCUUGAUGGUUACCGAGAUGGAGUGGCUGAUAAGUAUGAGGUUGGAGAAAUGGGGCCUGCUCAAGCUCUUCAACUUUUCCGCAUGCAUGCUUUUCGUGAGUGUACUCACGAAGAGGAGGAUGAGUAUGAUUCUCUGUCCAGCGACAUUGUUGGCAUUAUUGGAGGUAUUCCAUUUGCUAUUGAAGUAACAGCUUCAUUCUUGCAUAAGAAUAAGGGGGAAAGACAAAUAUGGCAACAUACAUUGGAUACCUUAAGAAGGAGGCCAGAAGAUAAAUUUCAAAAAGUGAUCCAGUUAAGCUAUGACUCUUUGCAAGACGAGACGAAAGAGAUAUUUCUCGAUAUAGCAUGUUUUUUCAUUGGAACGGAUCACAGAAUUCCCCCGUACAUGUGGUGUGCACGUAACUAUGAUCCAAGUGGAAUCUUGACUCUCUGUAACAUGGGUUUAGUCAAAAUAGGAGAAAACAAUGAAUUAUUGAUGCAUAAUCAACUAAGAGAGUGUGGCAGGGAAACUGUUAGGACGCAAGAUCCCCUCGAGCCUCGAAACCGAAAUAGGUUAUGGAAUCACAUUGAUGCACUUUCCACGUUUAAUGGAGAGCAGAGUCCUAGUAGGGUGGAAGCCCUUGGUCUCACAUUUGACGGGGGACAAAGUGAAUGUUUUAGAUGUGAAAGAUUUAGCGAUCUAGGGUGCUUGAGGUUCUUGAGAUUGGAUAGGGCUACUGUUGGAGGGAGUUCUUGGGAUGUAUUCGGCUAUCUAGGGCGCUUGCGUUUGCAGAUAUUGGACCCGGCCACUAUUGCAGGGAGUUCUCAGAAUGUUCUUUCAAAAUUAAGGUGGCUUGAUUGGCAAGGGUGCAGCCACAUCUCUGAACUACUUAUUUUCCAUUUAGAGAAACUGGUCAUUCUUGAUCUAUCUCGCAGUAAGGUCACUGGAGGUUCACAAGAAUGGGAACGAAUCCUGAAGGAGGCAAAGGAAUUGAAAGUUUUGAACCUCAGUAGCUGUUGUGACCUGAAUGCUUUUCCAGACUUCCGUGCUUCGAUGUACUUAGAGAGAUUAGUCCUGGAGCGUUGUUCGGCACUCUCCCAAAUUGGUCCAUUGAUAGGUAAUCUAAAGAACUUAGUCUCCUUAAAUCUUAAGUUCUGCACAUUCGUCAGCGCCUUGCCGCAAGAACUGUGUCAUAUGAAAGAUUUGGAAGAACUUCUGAUUGAUGGAACUGCCAUUAAGAGGAUUGGUUUCGAACUAGCCUCCAUGAAGAAACUUAAGAUUCUGAGCGCUUGCCAAUGUGGAAGUUUGGCUCAUGUAUCACCCUCUAUUGGUCACUUGGAAUCUCUUGAGCAUCUUCGAUUGGAUGGUGCCGCUAUUGAACGCCUACCAGAAUCUAUUAAGUCCUUAAAGAAACUUCGGAGCCUGCUUCUAGGAAAUUGUCAGAAUUUACUUGAGCUUCCUGGUUCCAUUGGGAAUCUUGAGUCCCUGGAAGUCAUGGAUCUAUCCAGCACCAAGAUUGCUAGUUUAUCUAGGUCUGUCAAGCAUUUGAAAAAUUUGAAAGUGCUGAAGAUGGAGAAUACACACUUAGAAAAAUUCCCCAAAGAUAUAAAAAAUCUAGAAAAGCUGGAAGAGAUAGAUCUUUCAAAAUGCUGGAAUCUGAAGGGGUGGAUUAUCUGGGAUGUUAGAGGAUUAUCCUCUUUGAAAAUCUUGAGAUUAUCAUCUACCAAGAUUUCUGGCCUACCCUGGACCCUUCCAUUGCUCUCUGAUCUCCAACAAUUAGAUUUAAGUGAAUGUGACCAACGUUGGGAUUUGCAAAGACUUCCAUCUGGUUUAAGCAUUCUUCGCUGGGGAUCCAAAAAAAUGCGGACGGUGCCAGACCUUUCUUUCUUAAGAAACUUGAAAGAGCUGUACUUGGGUGAUAACUUUGAUCCAACUGAUCCAAUGCAGAAUUCUUCCUCUGAGCCACCAGAAAUUGGAUGGUUAACAAGACUAGCGAAUCUAGAAAUCUUGGAGUUGUGCCUCUCAAACAUCACCAAGCCACCUGAACAUUUUAAUAAACUUCAACUUAGAAAACUUGUUUUGCACCACGCAAAAUUGCGUGACCUCGGAGAGCUACCCUCUAGCUUAUCGGUAUUGUGCCUCCAGCGCCGUGUGAUUCAAUAUUCACAAUUUUCUACGGUGAGAGGUCUAUCUGAAUUAGAACUCGAAAACUGUCUCCUGGCAGAGACUGUCAGUCUUGAUAAUUUGAGGUGGUUGGAACUUCUGAAAAUAUCCCACUACUAUGUGCGAACACUUGAUGGGCUGGAAAAUUUGCCUCGUUUUAGAAGGCUCACUUUAGACGACUGCCCUUCAUUGACCGGAUUACCUGAUCGAACAAAUCGUACAUUCGAAAUCGAUGGGUAUAGUUUCCCAGAAGAACAAAUAGUCGGCAGUUAUGUUGCUCGCACCUAGGGUCAGAAUAUUGUGGGAAUGCUUCAAGAAUGAUUCCGACUUAUGAGUGAAGAUCUUGCUGCACAACGGAUCUUCGGUCUAUCUUCAAUGACAAGUCAGAGGCUUUUCUGGAAGAAGAAGUUUGGGACAGAUUUACUAGCAAUUUAUCGGGUGGGCUGGGAUGGAUACUCAAUAUCAGAACGAUACUUGGUGGAGGAGGAGAGACGGCUGGCUCUUUUGUUUGAAUGGGAGAUUUGUGGCCUUGAAGUCCGGGGGAUGCAAGUGGAGAAGAUAAGCCGAUGGGACUCGAGUGCGGAUGCGUGGAGUCUCAUACUGCUCCUUCCCUUUUGGGCUGAGGCUUGAAAGAUUGACAGGGGAGUUGCAGCUGCAGUGUUGCAGAGUUUGACUCUCAAUCUGGGACGAUGUCGGUAACUUUAAAGUAGCAAUAAUAGCGCAUUUCCCCUACCCGUGUGUCGGGUGUUGCAACGAGCGUCAAAUGGGUAAUCAUCGUCUCAUAUCUGUUCUAAUCAGUACACCGAUCCCGAGUCCGUAUUCUGCAACUUCCAUCAGGCACUGCAUUUUUCCAUCAAACAUUGUUUUGCUUCAUUGUCCGCUGUGCUCGUGCUCUCU
Syzygium oleosum is the source of this 4422-nucleotide messenger RNA. RefSeq names its product disease resistance protein L6-like. NCBI's taxonomy places the organism in Eukaryota, Viridiplantae, Streptophyta, Magnoliopsida, Myrtales, Myrtaceae. The transcript is spliced from 7 exons. Gene Ontology annotation, biological process: signal transduction; defense response. The record is from RefSeq and is a predicted model, not a curated record. The coding region runs from base 154 to 3813 and encodes 1219 amino acids. Gene Ontology annotation, molecular function: ADP binding.